GCAACACUUAAGUAGGAUGUAGUUUGUUGCAGUGUCAAAUGUAGUGAAAAGUGAAACACAUUUUUAAAAAGGUAUCAGUUCAAAUUCUUUUAAAUUGGGAAUUGACAUCCUCCUUUUGAGUAUUAGUUUGUAUAUAUAAGGCAGUACUAUGGGGUAUGAUACAAUACGCUUCCAAGGAGAAGUCGAUGAAGAACUCAUAUGCCCUAUCUGCUCUGGUGUUUUAGAGGAACCGUUACACGCUCCACAGUGUGAACAUGCAUUUUGUAAAAAUUGUAUAAAUGAAUGGCUCACUAGGCAGCAUUCGUGUCCAGUAGAUAGGCAGCCUAUCACUCCUAGUGAAUUAAAGCCAGCUCCACGUAUCUUGCGUAAUCUUUUGUCUCGUUUGCUUAUAAUGUGUGAUAAUGCAAGUUUUGGAUGCAAGCUCGUAGUUAAACUGGAACGUUUAGAAGUACACCGGGAAGAAUGUGAGCAUAAUCCAAAAAGGCCCGUGCCCUGCGAGCAAGGUUGUGGACUAGUCAUUCCUAAAGACGAAUUAAAGGACCAUAAUUGUGUUAGAGAAGUAAGAAAUAUGCUUCAAAGUCAUCAGCAUAAAAUUACUGAAAUGCAGUGUGUUGUUACUGAGAUAAGAAGAGAAAUCAGUUUGCUGAAGGCCUAUGUACAAGACUGCAUUCGCACCAUAAGGUUGUCUAAUCCUAGUGUACCAGUUGCUGUGGAACCAUUAGAUGAGCAAGAUGAGACCAUAAGAUGGGCAAAUUCGUUGCAAAGAGCUCGAGUGACUCGUUGGGGAGGUAUGAUAUCAACUCCAGACUCAGUUUUGCAAGCCAUGGUUCGUAGAGCUUUAAGUGAAAGUGGUUGUCCUCCACAUGUGACUGCUGAACUUAUGGAAAAUGCACAUGAAAGGAGAUGGCCUCCUGGCUUAUGUACAUUAGAAACACGUCAGUCAAAUCGCCGGUACUAUGAAAACUAUGUGUGUAAACGAAUUCCAGGAAAGCAAGCUGUUGUAGUAAUGGCUUUUGAUAACCCACACAUGAAUGAUGACAUGGUGCUGGAACCUGGAUUAGUAAUGAUCUUUGCCCAUGGAAUAGAAUGAGUCUAAUAAUGUUGGUGGACAAUCUUGCUACAUUGUACUAUUUUGGAUUUUAUGCAUUAAGUGGUUUGGUGUUUAUCAAAUGAUUAGCAUUUUCUGAGAUAUCAUUUGAAAUAUAUAGCUUGUUUACUACAAGACUUUGUAAAUUGAAAUCAUGACUGUAAAUUUUUCAAGACUUUGUUAUGAAUGUGUAUUAGCAUUCCAUGAGACUGUGGUUCCAGAUGUAAAUUCUAUUUUUUAAAUGUUGAUAUAUAAAAGCAGUGUUGGAAGUCGUGCCAUUAAGAAAAGGGAGUAAGGUUUUAUUAAAAAUUAAAGGUUUCACAUAUUUAAGUAGUAGUGCGAAACAUUGAGCAUUAGACUACUGUAUAUAAGUAGAAAAUACUAUUUUAAACCCCCGUUUUAGGGCAUUCAGAUUCAAACAUCAUCAGACAUCAAAUUAUGUUAUCAUCAUAGGUUACAAACUUCUGUGGGGAUGAAUAUUGCAUAUAAUUUCUGGAAAAUUUAAAGGAGCAUUAUUUGUAAAGGGAAAAUAUUGGUCACUGUCUGGAGGUAUUGUACUUAAUAUGUAAUAAAUAUGAAUUUUGGGUUGUAUCAUUGCUAAUAAUUUUUAAUUUUGGACAUUUCAUUAUUCUUGUCAUACAAGAUUGCUAAUGUUUUGAAGGAAUUGCUUUCAUUUUUAAAAGUAUUAUUUAGUGUAAAAGUUUUAAUAAUUUUUCAAUUUAAUGUCGAAAAACUAAGUUUCAUUAUUAAUACACCUGUUCUUGUUGUGUAUUUUAUUAUUUUGUGCUUAUAAUAUUUUAAUUACCUGCAGGCACCAUUUGAUCACACCGUACCAGGGGUCGGCAACCUUUUGAGUCGGAAGAGUCAAAAAUUACAAUUUACAAAAUUUACAAAAAAAGUUUUUAAAGAGCCACCAAAUUUUUUCUUGGCUACAAUAAAUAGUACUCGCAUAAAUAAAGUUUUUUGAUAAACAAAAACUAAUCUAUUUAUUCAUAAGGAAAAAAUAUCUAUUUAUUCAUAAGAAAAAUAUCUAUUUAUUCAUAUAUAAAUAGUGUUUUUCACAACAAAUUAGAUAACAUACAUAUGGCAUUAUUAGAUAAUUACUUAUUAUUUAAGUAAGAAAUUAAAACAAUUAAACAUUUACUUACAACACUAACUUGUACUUCAAUUAAAAACAAUUGAGCAAACAAAUUCAAUGGGAGCGUUGGCUUUGCAUGGUUUUAGAAAGUUUGGACAAAUUUGGCUCAUAACUGGUUGUUUAAGUUUCAAACACGACUGUACAUUUUUAUUUGUUAGUUGGCUUCUUACUGUACUUUUAUUUACAUUCAUGCAAGAGAAUGCUUGCUCGCACGAAUAUGUCGAUCCGAAGAUAGCACUCCAAAUGCCAACUUCUUCACCUCACUGUAGCAAUCUGGAAGACUAUUCCAUAAGUCGAAUAUGAGUGCCUCAACUCGGGGCAUUUCUUUUAAAGCUGUCCACUUUUGUUGCAUUACGUACAUUCAUUUCUGGACCUCCAACUCUCUCAACUUGCUUUUCAACUCUGUAAAUUUUCCACUCCACAAAGCUUUACUUUUUAAAUCGAUCAAUUGCAUUUCUAAAGAUACAGUAUCAAUUCCAAAUGGCUCAGUGUUUUUCGUUACUAUUUGUGUUGAGAGGGUUUACUAUGAAUGCUAGAGUGGUUUUGUUGGUUUUGAAUUGCUCAAAUCUGUCAGCAAAUUCAUCUUUAAUUUUUUUGUAACUGUGCUGACGUAAUUCGUGUCAACAGUUGCAAUGGUUUUAUCGCGAUAUUGCUUUAGAAAUUGAAAAUGAAGUAAUUUACUGCUCUGAAUAUCUUCUGCAAAAAGAAUAAAUUUUUCUUCAAAACAAACCACUUCUUCUUCUAAAACAUAGGCUGGGUUUCCCUUUCCUUGCAGUUUUAGAUUCAGCGCAUUUAAUUUCGCUGCGACAUCCACCAUAAAGUAAA
Molecule: messenger RNA, 3050 nt
Organism: Stegodyphus dumicola
Lineage: Eukaryota; Metazoa; Arthropoda; Arachnida; Araneae; Eresidae
Gene: elgi
Product: E3 ubiquitin-protein ligase NRDP1 elgi
Biological process (GO): regulation of canonical NF-kappaB signal transduction; protein ubiquitination
Cellular component (GO): plasma membrane signaling receptor complex
Molecular function (GO): ubiquitin protein ligase activity
Source: RefSeq, a predicted model, not a curated record